Aspergillus lentulus is the source of this 1173-nucleotide messenger RNA. Its product is annotated as glycoside hydrolase family 16 protein. Gene Ontology annotation, molecular function: hydrolase activity, hydrolyzing O-glycosyl compounds; glycosyltransferase activity. The record is from RefSeq and is a predicted model, not a curated record. NCBI's taxonomy places the organism in Eukaryota, Fungi, Ascomycota, Eurotiomycetes, Eurotiales, Aspergillaceae. Gene Ontology annotation, cellular component: fungal-type cell wall. Gene Ontology annotation, biological process: carbohydrate metabolic process; chitin metabolic process; fungal-type cell wall organization.
AUGUAUUUCAAGUACGCAGCAGCAGCCCUGACUGCGGUGCUCCCUCUUUGCUCUGCACAGACGUGGUCAAAGUGCAAUCCCCUUGAGAAGACCUGCCCGUCCAACAAGGGUCUUGCCGCAUCCAGUUACACUGCCGACUUCACCUCAUCUUCUGCUUUGGAUCAAUGGAAAGUCACUGCAGGCAAAGUUCCCGUUGGCCCACAGGGCGCCGAGUUCUCUGUCGCUAAGAAGGGUGACUCGCCUACCAUUGAUACCGACUUCUACUUCUUCUUCGGAAAGGCCGAAGUGGUGAUGAAGGCCGCUCCUGGUACAGGCGUUGUGAGCAGCAUCGUUCUGGAGUCGGAUGAUCUGGAUGAGAUUGACUGGGAAGUAUUGGGCGGUGAUACCACUCAGGUCCAGACAAAUUACUUUGGUAAAGGAGAUACCACAACCUAUGACCGAGGCACCUAUGUGCCCCUUGCCGGUCCUCAGGAGACUUUCCACACCUACACCAUCGACUGGACCAAGGAUGCGGUGACCUGGUCUAUCAACGGCGCCGUCGUGCGUACGCUCACGUACAACGAUGCCAAGGGUGGCGCUCGCUUCCCUCAGACUCCUAUGCGCCUGAGACUCGGCACCUGGGCUGGCGGCGACCCCAGCAACCCCAAGGGUACCAUCGAGUGGGCCGGUGGCUUGACCGACUACGGCGCGGGACCGUACACCAUGUACGUCAAGUCCGUCCGCAUCGAGAACGCCAACCCCGCCGAGUCCUACACCUACUCCGACAACACUGGCUCUUGGCAGAGCAUCAAGUUCGACGGCGCCGUCGAUACCUCUCCUAGCUCUUCCGUGACCUCCACCACCCGCACCGCCAGCUCUACCUCGACCAAGAGCCCUUCCACCUCCACUCUGGCCACUUCCACCAAGGCUACUCCCACCCCUUCGGGAACCACCUCUGGCUCUAACUCGAGCUCCAGCUCUUCUACUGGCUCGGGAUCCACCACCACUGGCGGCAGCAGCAGCAGCACCGGCUCUGGCUCUGGCUCUAGCUCUGGCUCUGGCUCUGGCUCUUCCACUAGCGCCGGAGCCUCCGUCACUCCAGAGCUCUCCAAGGGCGCCGCCGGUUCCAUCAAGGGCUCGGUCACAGCCUGCGCUCUGGUGUUCGGCGCGGUCGCUGCCGUGUUGGCAUUCUAA